GGGAGGGAGGCCAGAGGACGCGCGCUGUCCACACGUGUAACCCUGCGUCUCCCUAUGUCCUAGCCUGCGUUCAUUCGCGUGUAUGCAGCGGCUAAAUAUUCCAUCAAAGCUGCAGAGUGGAUAUUGGGAAGCGAAUUUGGGUGUGAAAUCUUCAGCACAGGAGCACGCAGAGUCCAUGAUGGCUCAGAGCGAGUGAGUGAGAGGCAGGGCGCGGACGCCCCUCGCUCCCCGCGCGCCCCGCUCGCUCGCGCACUCGCGCCCAGCCCGGCUCUCCGCGAUUUUCUCCCAGACUUUUCCCCGGUCUUGAGCGAUCCAGUGUCCAGAGGGGGCCCGAGCUGCUCAAGCCCGUGAUGAAGAAAAGUCCGGGUCUCUCUGACUGUCUUUGGGCCUGGACCCUCCUUCUGAGCACGUUGACUGGAAGAAGCUAUGGGCAGCCCUCUUUACAAGAUGAACUUAAAGACAAUACCACUGUCUUCACCAGGAUUUUGGACCGACUCCUAGAUGGUUAUGACAAUCGCCUGAGACCAGGAUUGGGAGAGCGUGUAACCGAAGUGAAGACCGAUAUUUUCGUCACCAGCUUUGGACCUGUUUCAGACCAUGAUAUGGAAUAUACAAUAGAUGUGUUUUUCCGUCAAAGCUGGAAGGAUGAAAGAUUAAAAUUUAAAGGACCUAUGACAGUUCUUCGGUUAAACAACCUCAUGGCCAGUAAAAUUUGGACUCCGGACACCUUUUUCCACAAUGGAAAAAAGUCUGUGGCCCACAAUAUGACAAUGCCAAAUAAACUCCUGCGAAUCACAGAGGACGGCACCUUACUAUACACCAUGAGGUUGACAGUGAGAGCUGAAUGUCCAAUGCACUUGGAGGACUUCCCUAUGGAUGCUCAUGCUUGCCCACUGAAAUUUGGAAGCUAUGCUUAUACAAGAGCCGAAGUUGUCUAUGAAUGGACUAGAGAGCCAGCUCGCUCAGUAGUUGUAGCAGAAGAUGGGUCACGCUUAAACCAGUAUGACCUUCUUGGACAAACAGUAGACUCUGGAAUUGUACAGUCUAGUACAGGAGAAUAUGUUGUUAUGACUACUCACUUCCACUUGAAGAGAAAGAUUGGCUAUUUUGUUAUUCAAACAUACCUGCCCUGCAUAAUGACGGUUAUUCUCUCACAAGUCUCCUUCUGGCUCAACAGAGAGUCUGUACCAGCAAGAACUGUCUUUGGAGUCACAACUGUGCUGACAAUGACAACUUUGAGUAUCAGUGCCAGAAACUCCCUCCCAAAAGUGGCUUAUGCAACAGCUAUGGAUUGGUUUAUUGCUGUGUGCUAUGCUUUCGUUUUCUCAGCUUUGAUUGAGUUUGCCACAGUAAACUAUUUCACCAAGAGAGGUUAUGCAUGGGAUGGCAAAAGUGUGGUGCCAGAAAAGCCAAAGAAAGUGAAGGAUCCUCUCAUUAAGAAAAACAACACUUAUGCUCCAACAGCAACCAGCUACACCCCUAAUUUGGCCAGGGGUGACCCCGGCUUAGCCACCAUUGCUAAAAGUGCAACCAUAGAACCAAAAGAAGUCAAGCCUGAAACAAAACCACCAGAACCCAAGAAAACCUUUAACAGUGUCAGCAAAAUUGACCGACUAUCAAGAAUAGCCUUCCCACUGCUAUUUGGAAUCUUCAACUUGGUUUAUUGGGCUACCUAUUUAAACAGAGAGCCUCAGCUAAAAGCCCCCACACCACAUCAAUAGGUUCCUUUACCCACAUUCUGCUGUUCAGUCCUCUGCACUGGGAAUUGCUUUCUGUUCUCAACAUAGUAAUUCCUAUUUGCUUUAUUGCCUCUGUCUUAAAGAAUUUGAAGGUUUCCUUAUUUCCAUAAAUCAUAUAAGAGCAAGAGACCCCUGUCUGGCAGUGAGAGCAGAGCAGAAUAUGCAGCUCAAAGACAGGAUUCUGAGAGAGGAAACAAGAGUGCAAAAUAAUGUCAGAAAGAGACAGAUGUGAGAGGAAAAGAGUGGGAAGAAGGUCCAAAGAUAUGAGGAAAAGUAGAAGAAAAAUAGAGUUUAUCUAUAACACCUAAGUCAUUUGUAGAUAUAUAUUUCCAAAUACUCCAAAAAAAAUACUGUAUAUGUCAAAAAUAUUUUUGUGUGAAGGCAUUCCAAAGGAUAAAAUAUAAAUGUUUAAUGAAGAAAAUUUUAAAGCGUCUAUGUCUUUUUGCACAAAUGAAGGUGUGCUUUUGUUUCUGUUUUGAUUUUUAAGCAAAUAUAUAGCUUUAACAUUUUGUUUGUAAAGCUAAAAAUUCUCCAUUCUUUCUCUUUUUUUAAAAAAUUCCUAAUCCUAAUGCAUUAUUUUGUUGUUAAAUGCUGUUUAAAAUUCAUGGAAAUUUUAUAGGCAAAGGUGCCAUUGCUCACUGUAGAGCACAUUUAAUCCAAUGGAGUGAAGUCUUUAAAUAGGCUAUUUUGCUACCACCUGAGCUUUCACCAAUAGUCUAUGAAGAAUCAGCUUAACGGAGAUGUUCACUCAGUAGAAGCUAAACAUUAAUUAAUCAACUCGCUUUUUAAAAUCCUCCUUUCCACUUAAUUUCCGGAUAGCACACUGGUUCCAAUAAUCACUCCGUUCUUACUAUGAAGAUGUUUUUAGAGGGGCAAAAAUAUUUUGCAAGCUCCAGAAUUGUUGAAUGUAUUCUUUUAAAUAACUAUUUUAAAAGCUUUAGAUUGAAAUUUAUGACGAGCAAACAAAAUAGAAUAUAUAAAUUAUAUAUGUAAAUAUUCAGCAUGAGAUUGUACAUUUUUUAACUUUUUUUUUAAGUUAUGUUCUUAGAACUUGUGUAGAAGUCACCACUCUUAUCUGUUAGAAUGUUGUUAAAUGCUGUGGGAAUACAUUUUGAGCCUGCAUUUAGGAACAGAACAGCCUGUAGGAAGCAGAUGGAACUUAAAGCGUAUUGAGGAUGAAGUCCUCUUAUGCAGAGGAAGGCUCAUCAUUUCAAAUGUUGUCCAGUGUUCAGUAGUACAUCAGUUGCUAUCAGCUCAAGUCCUGCCAUACCAUAUUUUCCUCUUUUAAGCUAUUGUAAUAUAGAAAGACUAUGGGAAGCAUUAGUUGAAGCUAGGAAAAAAAUCAACUGUAUAUUAUUGCUAUAUUUGCUGAUACCAACUAUUUCAAUAAGUGCUGUAUCAUAUGUAGCAUUCAAUAUAAAAUACACAAAAGAAUGUACAGGAAAUAGCUUUUAUUGAGUAAUAUUACUACAUUUCAUUUAUACUGUAGCAAUAUAUUUGUAGGUAUACUAUGUAAGGGCUUUACAUAAAAGAGGUCCAUUAACACUCCCUAUAAAAAUUCUAGUCUUUCAUUAUUGCCCAGACGUUUUAGAGAUAAAUAUUUAUGCAGAAGGUAUUUUUGAAGCCUCCUUUGUCUGUUAGAGUUUCACAGAUAUUUAAAUUUAGUGUCCAGAAUACACAGGUCAUGGUCCAAACACAUUUACAAUACCAUGACAUAAAUCUUUUAGCAUAAUUGCCAAAUAAGAUAGUUGGGAUCCAUAUCUGAGUUUUUGAGCAAUGUUUUUCUCAAAAAGCUGCAAUCCAAUGAUGUAGGAAAAUACACGAUAUUUUCCUAAACAAACUCUGCUUUUCAUUUUAAAUGUGCUUCAUUGUUUAAUUUGGUCUGACCUAAAUUUCAUGAGCGAGUCCAGUAAAGACUGAGUCAAAGACAUUUCAUCCUCUGGUAUCAUAUGUAGAUAUUAUGUAUAGAAAAUAAAAUAAAUUAUGGCUC
Molecule: messenger RNA, 3729 nt
Organism: Castor canadensis (American beaver)
Lineage: Eukaryota; Metazoa; Chordata; Mammalia; Rodentia; Castoridae
Gene: Gabra1
Product: gamma-aminobutyric acid type A receptor subunit alpha1
Biological process (GO): chloride transport; gamma-aminobutyric acid signaling pathway; monoatomic ion transmembrane transport
Cellular component (GO): membrane
Molecular function (GO): extracellular ligand-gated monoatomic ion channel activity; GABA-A receptor activity
Source: RefSeq, a predicted model, not a curated record